Molecule: messenger RNA, 3724 nt
Organism: Rhincodon typus (whale shark)
Lineage: Eukaryota; Metazoa; Chordata; Chondrichthyes; Orectolobiformes; Rhincodontidae
Gene: tubgcp6
Product: tubulin, gamma complex associated protein 6
Exons: 14
Biological process (GO): meiotic cell cycle; mitotic cell cycle; spindle assembly
Cellular component (GO): centrosome; gamma-tubulin complex; spindle pole
Molecular function (GO): gamma-tubulin binding; microtubule minus-end binding
Source: RefSeq, a predicted model, not a curated record
CUAUUCAGAUAGCAGAAAGGAAGGCUUCUGAUGUAAAGAAGCGAGAGCAAUUCAUGGAGCUAAAAGAACAAUUUGAGAAGGAUGUAGAGCGUCGAAACGCAGCAAAAUGUCAAGAGAUGGAAAAAGACUUGAUGCAGAUACAGGCUAUUAGAGACCGGGAAAUAAAAGAGGAAGAAUUGGAGAGAAGGGCAAGGCAACAGUUAAUUGAACAUUACAGCAACUUAUCAGAGGAAGCAGCAAAACGAGAACAGAGAGCCUUGUGGAAAAUUCAAAGGCAUAAGUUAGAAACUGCACGUACUGACUUUUUCCGUAAUGAUCAAAAAAAGCUUCAGGCAUUGCUAGAGAAGUUACCAUUGAGAGAACAGAGGGGGAAAUCGGAUGUAAUUCCUGGAUUGGACCUGCAGCAUCAUGAACCAUUGAAUAUAAGCUUUGAUUCUCAAGAGUUGAGCUUUGAGGCCACAUCAAAUGAAAACAAAAUACUCAACAAGAAGGAAGAUCUUUAUGCUCCAGUGAAUGAAGCAGCCUCAACUGUAACUGCACGGACUGAUUUACUUCCCUUCCAAGAAGGGCCUCAACAAUCAAGGGCUCACCUUUAUAAGGUAGAACCUGGACCUGUAGCUUUCCUGGACUCUGACUCACAAGAUCAGCCCGUUUGUCGUAAUUCAAAUCAGAAAGAAGUAUGCUUACUUGAUAUAAGUUUUGAGGAUUUUCUUCCAAGUGAGCAACAGCAACCUGGAACUGCCCUUGAAACAGUUAAACAAGCCACAAUACUUGAUGUGGCUCUGAAGGAAAUAGGUUCAGAACUGUCAGAUGAGAGAAAAGACAUUGCAAUUGACCAAGAUAAAUAUGAUUUCAGUAUUGCUUUAACAGCUUCUGGAGGUUCUCAUAAAAUGUUACAGGGCAGAAAACCUUCAGAGGUGGAUUCGGGGAUGCCCCAAUGGAAAGUUCAUGGACAUCAUUCAGAUUCACACGUCAGAGCUGCAGGGUCUGCAACAGAUCACAAGCCUUCAGACCCACAUACCAAUGUUCAUGGUUCCAUACCUCAUUCAGACCUAAAUGCAAGUGAAUACGUAACCAGUGUUGAACCUAUCAGGCCACGAUGGAAUGUUCAUGGGCAUGUUUCAGAAUCUAACAUUAAGGUUGGUGAUCAUAUGUCUAAUGUUGAACCAUCUAGACCACGAUGGAAUAUUCAUGGGCAUGUAUCAAAAAGCAGUAUACAAGUUGGUGAGCAUGUUUCAAAUAUUGAGCAGUCUUGGCCACAAGCAAAUAUUCAUGGGCAUGCAUCACAAGCCAACAUGCAAGUUGGUGAGUAUGUUUCUAAUGUAGGACCAUAUCGAGCUCGAUGGAACAUCCAUGGCCAUGUGUCACAAAGCAACAUUCAGCUUGGUAGCAAUGUGUCUGAUAUUGCACCAUCUGGAGCACAAUGGAAUACUUACAGUGAAUCAUCACAACCUCUGACUAACAUUGGACAACCUGCAUCUAAUGUAGAAACUCCUGUAUUUGGUUGGGCUUCUUUUCGGCAUCCUUCGUACUCCAAUAUCAGGAUAGGAGAAUGGUCACCAGACGUGGAAGCAAAUUUGAUCCCAAGGCAAAAAGCUUGUGUUGGUCCUUCAACUGGCUCUACAAUGCAAGACAUAUUGUAUAACAAAAACAUUGAAGUAGAAAGAAUGGUGUCAAAUAAAUCUAAUGAAGAACAAAAUGCAAAUGUUAUACACACUACCAGCCCUGAAGAAAAUGUCGAAAACACUGUCAAAUCUAACCUGAGCACAGCUCUUCCCAGUCCUGAACUAGAGCUGAAUGAAAAUGAAAAUGAUGAAAGAAAUGAAUCACAAGGUAACUGUGAAAAUAUCAUAAAUGAUAGUUCAGAAAACACAGCAUCUCUCCAGCCUCUUCAGACCAUGUGCACUCAAGAUGAGAAUAAAAACCCAUUAGAACUACAACGGGCUUGUCUUCAAGAAAAAAAUGAGUGUGAUUCAGAAUCUACAGAUGAAGUCCUAAUGGAUACAGCAAGUGACCUUAUGAACUUUGCAACAGAACCUAUCCAAGAAGCAGCUAUUGAGAAUUCGACAUGGGAGAAAGAACAGGCCUACCUCAAAAGUUUGGCAGACCAGUAUUGUGUAGAACAUUACCGGGAUAAUUAUGAAUUGAUGUCUGAGCCACCUAUCACACACCUACUUCAGAAUGUGAUAAGUGAACCCUAUUUAUUGCCCUUGGAUCCUUCAGUUCGUAGAGCAACAGAUGCGACAGCAGUGCAAGCAAGUAGUCUUAUCUCACUUCCAGUACUAAUGAAGCAUUCAAUCACAGCUCCGCUUAUAGCUCACGCCUCUCUGGUAAAUAAAGCCAUAAUAGAUUAUUUGUUUGUGGAACUGAACAUUGAACAGGACUUUGAAGCACUAAGACAUUUCCUUUUGAUGGAAGAUGGAGAGUUUGCGCAAUCACUGAGUGAUAUGCUCUUUGAAAAGCUUGGAUCUGGACAGACCCCUGGAGAACUUCUGAAUCCUUUAGUUCUGAAUUCAAUCUUGAACAAAGCUUUGCAGUAUAGUCUUCAUGGAGACUCCAAGCUCGCCUCUAAUCUGACCUUUGCUCUCAAAUAUCUGCCCGAAGUGUUCAAGCCCAAUGCACCUGAUGCUUUGAACUGUUUGGAACUAAGAUACAAGGUGAACUGGCCCCUCAACAUCGUGAUCACAGAAAGCUGCAUGAGCAAGUACAACAAGAUCUUUUCUUUUCUGCUGCAGCUAAAGCAUAUGUUCUGGACACUAAAAGAUGUUUGGUUCCAUUUAAAACGUACAGCUUUAGUGAAUCGUUUUUCAAAUUCAGUUCAAUUUCAUCAACUUCAACUCUAUCGGCAUGAAAUGCAGCAUUUUGUCAAAGUCAUCCAAGGUUACAUUGCUAAUCAGAUCUUGCAUGUGACCUGGUGUGAAUUUGUGCACAAAUUAUCAUCGGUUGGAAAUCUGGAUGAACUCCACAGAACACAUGCAGAAUACCUUAACAAAGGCAUUUUCAGGGGCUUAUUAACAGAGAAAGCUGCUCCAGUGAUGAAUAUCAUACACAAUAUUUUCAGUCUGAUUCUGAAAUUCCGUAGUCAGUUGAUCUCUGAAGCCUGGCAGUAUGAUGCUGAAAAGCAAAUGACAAUACAUCCCAACUUUACUGUGAUGCAGCAAUCCUACAAAACAUUUAAACAUUAUUCACACUUCCUUUUCAAAGUUGUGACUAAACUCGUCAAUCGGGGAUAUCAGCCACAUCUUGAGGAUUUCCUGUUGAGAAUUAAUUUCAAUAAUUAUUAUUUGGAUGUUUAACUGUUACGUAGCUCUCAAGAAUUCAUCUUUUAUGUUAUUAGAAAUCAAACUUAAAUUAAAAUUGAUCUAACUUGAAGUAAAUUAUUAAUGCUUGUAAAAUUUCAAUUGUUAGCAAUUUUUAAAUUAUGCAUCUGUCCAUUUGUAUUCAUGUAUAUAUUUGUAUAUCUGUGCCAUAUAAAAAUCAGUGUUACAGGAAACUUUAUGCUGUAGUUAUGCAUAUACAAGGAUGUUUAAUGUUUUACUGUGCAGCAUUUGUAUGUGCUGUACAGUGGAAUCAAGCUUGAUGCUCUCAUUUAGUGGUCAGCUAUGUUUACAAUUAAAACAGUGUAUUUUGAGUCUGCAUAUCUUCACAUGAGCUUAAGUUUUUGUCAUGUUGGAUAAUUUUAAAAUUAAAAGUAUAAUCACACUCCAAACAAUAAUGGAUUCAU